This is a messenger RNA of Gaeumannomyces tritici R3-111a-1, 1643 nucleotides long. RefSeq lists its product as hypothetical. The transcript has a single exon. The record is from RefSeq and is a predicted model, not a curated record. NCBI's taxonomy places the organism in Eukaryota, Fungi, Ascomycota, Sordariomycetes, Magnaporthales, Magnaporthaceae. Gene Ontology annotation, molecular function: proteasome binding. Gene Ontology annotation, biological process: proteasome assembly. The coding region runs from base 61 to 1422 and encodes 453 amino acids.
GUUUCUUGUCUUAUCUUUGAACAGCAGCUCAACGCACAGUCGCGGACCAAACACUUCACGAUGGCUUCCUUAGGAGGCAUGUUGGCCCCAGUGGCCAUGCGUGUCCUCCGGCAGGCCGUCGGCAGCACCGCAAAUAUAGGCAAAGUGCUGCGCAGCAAGCUGGGAAGCGCAGCACGCUCCGCCAACACACAGCUACAGCCCGUCGCCGCCAGGCAGCCACUGCACCCCUUCGCCUUCGUCCGCCAGCAGAAGCAGCGCGUGCGCUGGCACUCGACCCUCCGCGGGCCCCAAGAGGCCGUUCGGUCCGCCCUCCGCCGCUUCCUGAGCGGCCCCCGUUCGGCCGCGGCGGUGAGGCCCUCGGCCAGCCAGACCGCCCGCGCCGUCUUCGGGCUCACGGGCCGCGCGCCCUUCGCCACCUCUCUGCGGCCCAAUUUGACGGGCGGCGCCCUGCCCCGCACCGCCGGCGGGUACGCGUCCCCCGGGGCCGGCGGCAGGCUCGGCGGCGCGCGCCACUUCAGCCACGCGCCCGCGUCGCAGGCCCACGUGGUGCAGAACGUCGGGCAGGCCAUGCGCGCCUUUUGGUUGUCGGGUCAGCGCGCCCGCUUCGACGGCUGCGGCCCCAACGGCGAGAAGCGCUACCGCGCCGUGUCGGCGACGCACGACGACGCCGCCCGCAAGGUGGCGGCCGCGGCAACGCUCGCCGCAAGGCGCGUGCCGGGCUCGUUCAUCGACUUCAGCGUCAGCCCCACCAUCACGGCCCUCAGCCCGCUGGCGGCCGCCUUCCCCUUCGCCAUGUGCGGCGUCGGCUGUGAGGACAGCUACGCCGCCGCGGCGCCGGCUGGCCCCACCCUCAACGAGGACGGGCUUCUCGACCUGCUGUCGGAGGACUUUGAGCGCUCGCUCAAGGACCUGGCCGCCGUCUUGGCCGACCUCAAGCGGCUCGCCGGGCUGGGAGACCUGCCCAUCCUGCUGGAGAGCAACCGGACGAUCCGGGUGCGCUUCCCGGGCGUGGAUGCUGACACGGUGACCAGACUGUGCGACGACCUCGGCGUGCAGCGGGGCGUCGUCGGCGAGGAUGCCGACUUUGACGAGGAGCCGGACGUGUCGAUGGCGCUGCGCUUCCCCUUCGCGCCCGAGAAACACAACUCGGUGAAGCUGUCCUCGCCGGGCGGGUCUCUGCGUUCGCAUCAAUCAGGGUCCUCGUCGGACCUCGAUGAUGCCUUUGUGGACACUUUUCUGGAGGAGCAUCCCUGGCUCUCUUCGGAGCAUUCGGGCGAGGAGGAAGGGUACUUCACCAACGUCUCUCCCUCCGGUCCCGGGCUCUCUCCAACUCAGCGGCAGCAACACGCCGAGGACCUUGAGGGUGUCGAGGGCAUCUACCGCUUCAUCCAGGAGUGCGACCGCGCGGCCGGCCGGCCCUGAGAGGAGGCCGAAGCCUAUUUCCUUUGUUAGUGAGCGAGUCAUUUCUGCGCAGAUUGUGCUUGUUUGGGAUAUUCAGCAACAGGUUAUGGGAACGUCGUGGUGGCCGUGAAAACGGCUCAGCCAACCACGCUCGUUAUACUCUAGGUGGAAUUCGGGUUCGAGUACAGUCUGAUCUAGUCCACUGUGAUGGGCAGCUUCUAUAUAUCUUUACUUUUACUCAG